AUGGCAGAUUGGACUAUAGAUCAAGUUGGUGAAUGGUUGAUAGAAAACGGUUUUGAAAAUAAUGUAAAAACAUUUAAAGAUAAAAACAUUGAUGGCUUGGCUCUAAUGAGAAUGAGUGAUGAUAAUAUUUCACAAAUGUUAUGUACUUUUGAUGAAGAUGAAAUUAUUGAAAAACCAACAGAUGAAGUAAAAACAAAAUUUAAAGAAAAACUAGAGGAUUGGAAAGUAAUGGUUGAAUUAGAACAAAAUAAACAAGUGAUCAAUGAAAAAGCAGAAAAGUAUUCAAUUAGAAUGUCUAUUUCUUCACCGUCUAUUAAGACUAGAGAUUAUUGGAUGGAUGAAGAGACCUUUUCAAAUAUGGGUUCUAUGGAAGACAAUGAAGAAAGCUCAAAGUCUGGUGAUUCAUUAUCUUCUACUUCCUCUUUUACGAAUGAUUCGCCUGAUUUAAAUAAAAUCGACUCACCAAAACAACAUAUGGUGAAGACACCCUCGCCGCCAAUAUCCCCUCAUGAAGAUCAAAUAACUGACAUUACUAGUAGUAUUGAUAAAACAAAAUAUUUAAUUAAUGAUAAUAUUCAUAUUCAAUUCUUCAAGAAUCCAAAAUUUGGUCCGUAUCUAAUAAAAUAUUUACAACAAAAAACAUCUGGUGUGGAAAUUACAAUUGAACAAUCACCAUCUAUAAAUAAUGAAUUACCGGCAUCAUUCAGCUACACAUUAUAUUUAUCAGGACCAAAUCAAGAUAUUGAAUCUACUUAUGAUGAGAUCAGCAAAUUGUUUAAUACCGUAAAAAUAAAAAUAUAUAAAUCGGGUCGAGUUAGAACAUGGUUACGCAAUCCAUUAGCAGUUGGUAUUAUACAAGCAAUAAUGGAUAAUGAAAAUAAUCUAUUUACUAUAUGUCAAUCGAAUGGAAGAUAUAAUGAAAUUCUGGAAAUUUUUUAUUUUGAUGAUGAAAACUUUAAUCAUCUUCAAAGUAUUGAUCAUAUUAUUGAAAAUGAUAUUCUAAAGAAGAUUAUUACACUACCAUCAAUAGUCGAUAAACACAUUAUAAAAAAAUCUAAAAAAAAUACUAAACAUAAUAUUCAACAUGAAUAUUCUAUUACUUACACAAAACAAUACCAAAAUAAAUUAAAGGAAAUGAUAGAGAAUUAUAAUAAAGAAAAUAACAUGAUUUCUAUUAUUUUAAAUGAAAAAAUGUUUAAUAAAGUAAGAAAACAACGGAGUAUUCAUAUAUUUGGAUCUAUCAAAUUAGUUAAUGAAUUUAUACAAAAUUUUCAAAAUUUAGCUGAUAAAGAUACAUUGACAAUCUUCAAAUUUAAUCCAAUGACAUCGAUUCAAAUGGAAUAUCUUACAAAUAUUGGUUCGAAAGAAUUAAAAGCAAUAGAAAAAGAAUAUCAAAAAGAUAAUAUCAAAAUACGAAUACGGCAUGAUGAAUUUUAUGCACCAGAAAAAUUCAAAAAUGAUAUUGAGCUUCGAAUGAAUUCUUUAUUAUCUUCAUUAGAAUCAAUCAUAUUUGAAUGUAUGCCAUUAUAUUAUGAUAUAGCUGAUAAAGAAAUCUUACAUUUGAAAAAUAUUGCACGUAAAAAUCAUUGUGGUUGUGAACUGAAAUUGAAAAAACAAUUGAAAUCGUAUACAAUUCCAAAAGCCAUGGAAACAUCAUCCACAAUCAAUCUUGUUUCAAGAUCACUUAUGAAACAAUCUGAAUUAUUUUGUUCUUUACCUGUAGUUUCUCAACAAGCAAAAUCAUUGAAUGGAUCAAUUGAAGUUCUUAUUGGUGAUAUAGCAGUACAAAAGGCUGAUGCACUGAUUAUUCCACUUGUAUCAUACGGAUUAAAACAAAGUCUUAUUGAGCGAGCAGGUAAUAUCAUAAGACAAGAGCAACAAUUAGAUCAAACCGAAAAAGAUCAAAAUUCAACUCCUUUCUUCAUUGAAACAAUAGCAAGUAAUUUAACAUGUAAAAUUGUCUUAUUUUCAAAUUGGUCACCAUUAGAAGUAACGAUGAAUGAUGAUAAUUUACGUGAACACAUACGAAAAUUUAUUACGAAAUCAAUUGAAUAUAUCAUUCUGAAAAAUGAACAAUCGAAUAUAAAAAUUGAAUCAAUUGCAUUUGCAGUACCUGAUUCAUGUAAACAAGAAAAUAUUUUAGCUGAAGAAAUGAUUAAUGAAACAAAACGACAAAUUGAAUUAAUAAAAUCAUCAUUAAAAAUUUCAUUUAUUCUAUUAUCUGAUCAACAAACAUUACAUCAACACUUUUUAACAGCUAUUCAAAAGAUACAAUCAAAUGAUGAUGUUUAUGCAGUAUUUUCCUGUCCAAUAUCAACUAUUACAGUUAGUUUAAUUUCAUCCGAUAAUGAAAAUUUAACAAAGUGUAAAGACAAAAUAAUGAAUUAUAUAAAAAGAUCUAUGGUUAAAAUAAAAUUAGAUGAAUUCAAAGAUUGGAAUCAAUAUAUGAUCAAUGCUUUUUAUAAGUAUUGUUAUGAUAGAUGUGUUUUACCAAAAAUAGAUGAUGAUAAACGAAUUCGAUUAAUUGGUCCAAUCAAUAAUGUUUAUGAAGCUAAGCAUAAAUAUCUAUUGACAAAUAUAUUAAUACAAGAAAAAGUUCAUUUACAACAACUAUUAACUACAACACCACGAACAAAAUCAAUUAUUCGAUCUCAAAUAACUAACAAUAUAUCAACCAUAUCAUCUUCUAUAUGUUACAAUAUAAUGUUAAGUUAUUGUCAAGAAGAUUCGAUUAUAUCUCAUCGUUUAGCUGAUCAUCUUAUUGAUGAAGGUUUUUCUGUAUGCAUUGAUUUAAUUGGAUCUAAUGAUACUUUUUCACAAAUUAAUAAAUCUGAAUGUAUCAUUCUUUGUAUCAGUGAAAAUUAUGUUGAAAAUAAAUUUAGUCAAAAUACAGUAGAAUAUGUCAAACAAAUGGAUAAACAUAUUAUUCUUGUAAAAGUUCAAAAUUAUACGUUAAAUGAUUGGUUACAAGAAUUAAUUCCGAAUGAAAUCUAUUUUCAAUUGUUUGGAUCAGAAAAUCAUUUUGAUUUACAAUAUGAUAAAUUACUAUUAAAAAUUUUACAAUAUACUCAACCAGGUUAUGCUUCUUUACUUCAAAAAACAUCUAAUGGAUCUAUCAUAUUACAGCAAAAUGAUAUCGUUAGAUCUCAUCGAUAUUACAGUUUAUUAAAUUUUCUAUUGACACCUAAACAACGAGAAUCAAAUUAUCAAAAAUAUGUAAUGAAAUUAAUAAACUUGAAAAAAGGAAAAAUAGAUGAAGAUGAAAGAAAAAUUCUUAUUAAUGAAAUUGAAGAACUUAUUCGUACCACAGAAAAUCAAUGUAGACAAAAUAUUAAAGAACAGAAAAAGUCUCAUUAUUAUUAUGAUGGUGAUCAAACAAAUUUACAAACUUCAGAUGAUGAGUUAAAAGAAGAUGAAUUGAAAUUACAGAUUUUGUUCGACUCAGGAAUAUUAUCUGAUCAAUUCAUGUUGAAAAAAGCACUAGACUUGAAGACAAAACAGAAUAUUCCACCAUAUACGGUAUCUGGUGAUAUCAAUGAUGCACCAUUUCCAAUGAUAGAUGAAGUUUUACGAAAUCCAAAAUUAAUAGUUCGUACAGGAAUAACUGGAUUGCAUCAUGGUAGCUUCAAGUCUUAUUUCAGCUGGAGCUUUAAUAAUCGCUAUCUGAAAUCUUUGCGAAAACAGAAUAACAAAUCUUCACAACAUGAAGAUACUAAUAUGGACUUGAAUGAUGAUGAACCAAAUAUUCAAACAAUAUCAAAUGAAGCUACGAGUUCUCAUUCUUCUGAUAUGGCAGAUGAAGACAGACUAAAAACGUUUCAAGAUUUUGGAGAAUCAAAAAAAACGAUUAAACACCAAGUAUUAGUCCAAAAAGACUUUCCCAAGAAGAGUACUUAUUCAGAACAGGAAAUAAUGGAAUUUCGCAAAAAAUUUGUCCAACAAAUGAAAGAUAAUGAAAAUGAAUUGAAUAAACUUUGUGAAGAUAUUAACCUGUUACGUAAGUCAUCAAGACAACCUAUACAUGCUGAUUUGACCGCUAUAUUUUCUUUAUCGAACGUGUCGGAUGCGGAAGAAAAACCCAUUGAAGCCUUACAAACUCAUGGUUAUCGUGAAAUUCCAUUAAAAUUUCCCUGGAAUGGAGUAUUUGAUACAAAUGCCUCGUCACUGAUACAACAACAUCCAUCAGCUUUGUUUUUUAUUGAAGUUCCACAACAAAAAUAA
Rotaria sp. Silwood1 is the source of this 4221-nucleotide messenger RNA. The record is from the annotation of a GenBank genome assembly. Lineage: Eukaryota; Metazoa; Rotifera; Eurotatoria; Philodinida; Philodinidae.